This is a messenger RNA of Neltuma alba, 2645 nucleotides long. Its product is annotated as methyl-CpG-binding domain-containing protein 13-like. Bases 754 to 2343 code for a protein of 529 amino acids. Gene Ontology annotation, molecular function: DNA binding. The record is from RefSeq and is a predicted model, not a curated record. Lineage: Eukaryota; Viridiplantae; Streptophyta; Magnoliopsida; Fabales; Fabaceae. The transcript has 5 exons.
CUCUAACUCCGAGGACCGGCUGCCUCCGGGUUGGACUGUGGAAGUGAAAGUGAGGAAGAACGGUAAGAAAGACAAGAGGGAAUUGCACCUUAAGUGAGAGUGUCAUCUUUUGCCCGUCGAUAAGAGAGUCAUCUUUACCUUGAUGCCAAUUACAUGAUAUUACAUUCCAUCCAUCCAGCCAAACUAGCUGUGGAGAAGUCUAAUUAGCACGCCCAAUGUGCUCUAUUUCUUAUAGCACUGUGUAGGAUGCCCUUUUUUUUUUUACCCCAAAAAAGAAAAGAAAAGAUAUUAAGACAUGCAUACUUUAUGUUGACGGCACCAUAUUGUAACACACGCAUACAUACAUAAGUUUAUUGGACAUAUAUUGAUAUUUUAUGUAGAGCACGUGAUCGUGUAAUAUUUUUUCUCAUUGAAAUGGUGUUCAUCCAGCUGUGAAACCUAUGCUGGUGCUAAGUUCAAUUAUCUACUGACAUGUUCAAUCUGAGGUAUCCUUUUUCAAAAUCCCAUAUCAUAUUUGCUCCCAUUUUAACAUAUGUCCUGGUUAAUGAUGGCAAAAUAAGUACUAAGUAAACAAACUUUUAUCUUUUUUGUCUUUAGCCAUUGCUUUGCAGUAUUUUAAUAAUUAAAAGAGCCAGAAGGACAUUUAGGCAUCUCUAAAUGACCAUUUUCAAAGAUGGUUCAGCUUAAAUCUUAUGAAAUUCAUACUUAUUGCAGUUUUACUUUUCUCCUUCAAGUGGACUUAGGUUUAAUUCCAUGGUAGAGGUUUCUCAUUAUCUUGACAAAGUUCAGAACAAUCAUGUCAGCGUCACAAGCAGUUCAAAAAAUGUUGUAAUUGAGAAAGGUGUUGCAGAAGGAUUACCAGAAGGAUGGAUCAAAAAGACCAGAGUCACAAAAAAGAGUUCUACAGUAAGAAGAGAUUCGUCAGCGGGUGUAGCCAGAAAACCAAAAUUAUCAGUUGGCAGAGUGACUCGACGCACCGUCAUGAGUCGGGGCACAAAUUUGGACCAGAUAGUUAAUGACCAACAGACUCCAAAAACUGCAUGUGCAGGAGAACCUAUGCCUCUUUCUGAACACAGUUCUUGUCAGUGUGCAAUGGGCAUUGAAUUGACCGGCUUAGUUCCAUCACAAGCUGAAUGUUCGGAUGAAAAAGAAGGGAAGGUUAGUUUCGCUGAAAGUAAUUUAAUUCCCAGUUGUGCAGAUGGAGUUGUCCCAGAAAAGCAACUUCCAGAAAGUUUACAGACAAAACAUGCAACUGAAAAGGUUCAAAAAGGCCAGGUUAAAUCCAAGCGCAAGAAAGAGAUUAACUUGCCCCGCCGUGCUUCAAAACGUCUUGCUGGAAUUCAGGUUGAUCCUGUUCCUGAACUUGUAACAAGGCGCCGAAAUGCAGCUAAAAAUUCUGGCGAAGUAGCCUUGACAAACGAGGAUAAAUCUUCAGGGAGUUUCUCUAAUGAAGAAACCAAGCAGCUUAUUGCACGUGAGAGUGGAUCAGAAAGUAAGCGUAAACCUCAAAGCCUAAUGAACACAAUGGAGUCACCAAAGUUGAAUCAGAGUAAGCAUUCUUAUGGGAGUUUAUGUGCUCCAGAAAAACUUCCUGAGAAGACUUUUGAAGAGCCGAAAAGUGAAAAAGAUCAAGAAUGCUAUUCAUUUUUGUCUCCGGGGAACACUGUUACAGUCAACGAGCAAGUGAAAGACCUGGAAGGUGGAGCAAAGUUUGACUACUCUCUCGACUUGCCCCUUGGAGAACUAUUAUCAGACCCAUGUAUUGCAUUUGCAAUACAAACUCUUACCGAAGGAACAUUUGAAACCUCCAAAAACACUCAGAUUUCAUCUGAAGUGAGUGAUAGCAAGUAUUCUGAAACUUCAGCUUCUGCUAAAGGGGAUGACAGCAAAAUCAAAGGGCAGAAUGUGAGUGACUGGAAGCAAGAAUGCAGUGCGUCUUCACCACCAAAGGACCUUGUUGCAGAACAUGCUGGCAGUACUUCUGAAUCGCCAUUUGGUAUUUCAUGGAUGGAUCCAUGCAUAGAAUUUGCAGUAAAAACUCUCACCGGCAAUAUCCCAGUGGAAUAUGAUCCAAAUAGUGAGAAUUGCCUUCAGCAGCAGCUUGGCACUUCAAACAACCAGGGACUCGGUGAAGUAGCCUUCUCAGGCGGCAGCUUAAAUAAUCUGCGUCAGACCGACUAUUAUUGCAGCCAAUACCUUGGUACACAGGAUCCUGUAUUUAAACAACAGUCGUUUCUGGAUACAGCUUUACCCAACGCUAGAAGUGUCGGCAUGGGGAAUUCUACUGGAGCCAGACUGCACCAAUAUGGUGGCGAAGAUAGAAGGAAUGGGCGCCAGAGAUAAACAAUCAGCUUGUAACUGUACUAACUCAAGAUUGCACAGUUAGGAAGUAUUUUGUAAAAAAAGAUAACCAACUAGACCUUUAACCUCCCAUUUGGUUGUUUUUCGAGCAUGUUGUUGUGUACAUUGUAGUUGUUGUUCUGAACUAGUUUCUUGUUAGCUUGACAGUAAAGUAGGUGUUUAACCUUUUCAUUCAACUUCUGCACUAUAUUACCAUAUUUGCAUUGCCUGGCAUGGUCCUCCCCUUCAACUCCAGCACACUAUUUUGUAUACAGUUUACGGUUAAAAUAUCAAAUGUUUUAGUU